AUAUAUAUAUAUAUAUAUAUAUAUAUACAGUUCUUAUUUGCUCGCUUUACAAAGUUCCAGAAAUAAUUAUAUAAGUUUUAAUUGAUUACUUAUAUACGGUGAACAAGUGAGAUGUCGACAUCCGAGCCAUUAGCGAUAGUGCAAUCAAAAUUUGUGUCGGGCGAGACCGUUGUAACUGCUACAGAAGCGUCAUUAAUACAAGGCUGGAUACAAUCUUCAAGAUAUAUAGCUCUUAUUUACAAAGGCACAACCCAUGCUUUAGCAAUCUUUCUAACUUCAAGAACACCACCACAGGUGUAUAGCGAUCUUACUCUGGAAGGAAUAUUGCCUAUUGAUCAGGAUUUCAAAUGUGGUAUAGAUACUAAUGGUGAAGCACAGGAUGGUCUUGAUAUAUACAUGAAUAUCACAUCGAGAAAACUUCGUCUGAUAUUUGAAAUGAAACUUGGAGAAGCAACCAGUUCCUUAGUAUCAGAGAUAUUUCGAGCGAUAGAAAUGUAUCAGACAGCUAAGAGCCCAGCGGCAGAAUUUUCGUGGAUCGAAAAGCUAACGAGAAGUACAAGAAAUUUAACUACUGGUGGUAAAGAUAUGCAAGAUGCUGUCGAUUCUUUGCUCAAUCUUGAGAAUCAUGAUUUAGCAAUACCAAGACAAAGCAUCGCCUCUGGUAGAUCUCCAGUAGCUGCAAGAGAAUCGGUGGUACGAUAUCAGAUGGCCUGUAAAGAAGAUGAUUAUACGUAUAGUAAAACAUUUCGUAUACUUACUUGCACGUGGAACGUAAAUGGACAACCCCCAAAUGGCAUUAAGUUAGAUCAAUGGUUGAGCAUAGACAAAAUGCCACCAGAUAUAUACGCUAUUGGAUUCCAAGAAUUAGAUUUAAGCAAAGAGGCGUUUCUAUUUCACGAAACUCCCAGAGAAGAAGAAUGGAGGCAAAUUAUAGUCAAUUCACUUCAUCCUGGAGGAAUUUAUACGCAAGUUGCUCUUGUCAGAUUAGUGGGCAUAAUGUUGUUGGUAUAUGCACUUGAGGCUCAUGUGCCAUUCAUUGAGAAUGUGUGUACUGACACAGUAGGAACGGGAAUUAUGGGGAAGUUGGGCAAUAAAGGUGGUGUUGCAGUAAGUUGUUGCAUUCACAAUACAUCCGUUUGCUUUGUUAACGCUCAUUUAGCCGCACAUUGUGAGGAAUUUGAACGACGCAACCAGGAUUAUGCUGAUAUUUGUGCGAGAUUAUCUUUUACAAAAUAUGUGCCACCUAAAAGUUUCAAGGAUCAUGAUCAGAUUUAUUGGCUGGGAGAUUUAAAUUAUCGGAUAACGGAUAUGGAUGCAGCAACAGCUAAGCAGUACAUUUUAGAGGGUAACUACGGCCCGGUCUUAGCAUUGGAUCAACUUGGACAUCAACGCAAGGCAGGACGUGUGUUUCAAGGAUUUCAGGAGGCCGAAAUUGACUUCAAACCCACAUAUAAAUAUGAUCCAGGUACCGACAACUGGGAUUCAAGCGAGAAAUGCAGAGCUCCAGCUUGGUGUGAUCGAAUAUUAUGGAAGGGAGAUAUGAUUAAAUCAGUCGGUUAUAAAAGUUAUCCGGAACUAAAGAUAUCUGAUCACAAGCCGGUCAGUGCAAGUUUUGAUUCUCAGAUACGAAUUAUAGAUACGGCUAAGUAUCGUAAAAUUCAUGAGGAAGUUAUGAAAAAACUAGAUAAAUUAGAGAAUGAAUUUUUACCUCAAGUAAUGGUCGACACCACGGAUAUUAUCUUUGAUAUUUUGAGAUUUCUUGAGCCUAGCAGUAAAGAGCUUAUUAUCGCUAAUACAGGCCAGGUACCAGUACAAUUUGAAUUUAUAAAAAAGUUAGACGAUACAAGUUACUGCAAGGAUUGGUUGCACAUAGAACCUUAUACAGGCUUCAUAAAACCAGGUGAAAAAUGCGAUAUUAAACUAGAAGUGUAUGUAGACAAAAAGACUGCAUGUAAAUUGAAUUCCGGUGAAGACAAGUUGUAUGAUAUAUUAGUAUUGCAUCUUGAGGGAGGCAAAGAUAUUUUCAUUACUAUAACAGGCACUUAUGAGAGGAGCUGUUUUGGCUCUUCUAUGGAAGCACUUGUUCAUAUUUCAGUUCCGAUUAGAGAAAUCCCUAUUGGACGAUUAAUCGAAUUGGAGAAUAAUAAAAAUCUCACGCAAGAACCGUAUCCAGUACCGAAAGAGAUAUGGCACUUAGUAGACAGGCUAUAUCGGCAUGGCCUUAAAACUUCAGGACUUUUUGAAACGCCAGGCCUUCAUAGUGAGAUUGUAGCUAUUCGAGAUUGGCUAAAUGAAUGGAGUCAAGAUCCAAUGCCUGGUGGUGUACAUUCGGUAGCAGAGGCAUUAUUGCUACUUUUAGAAUCUACCGCUGAACCCUUGAUACCAUAUAAUCUGCAUAAUGUUUGUCUAUCUGCGGCAACCAAUUAUUUACAAUGCAAACAAAUUGUAAUGCAGCUACCCGAGACUAGAAGAACAGUCUUUCUUUAUAUCAGCUCGUUUUUGCAAGAGUUAUUAAGUCAUACGCAAGAUAACGAACUCGAUGCUAAGACGCUUGCGACGUUGUUUGGAUCAAUAUUUCUGAGAGAUCCGCCAAGAAGCCGGGACGAUUGUCAUCAGAGAAGUCGCGCGACUCAAAUUACCUUCGAUAAAAAGAAAGCUGCGUUUGUUUAUCAUUUCUUGGUCAACGACCAAAGCGAUUUUAUAUUGGGUCGAUAACGAGCGAUUUGAACAUUGGAAAGAAUAUCAGCAACACGACGAAUUUUUCAUUUACAGCUUUAAAAUAGAGAAAAAAUAAUUAAAUUAGUUAAUCUUACUGCAAUUAUUAUAUCACUUUUUUUAUAAUAUAUCAAAGAUAGGACGUAUGCUUUUUCAUUCACCGCAAUUAAAGCAUUAUUUUGAAAGCUGCAUAAGUAUAAUUUAGUGAAUAUCUAUCAUAGUUAAUGAAUUUUGUACAAAUAUAUUAUUAAAAAUACGAGAGUCAGUACAAAAGUAAUGCUUCCUAACUUUUUUCUUUCGAAUCUAGCAGCAUAGAAAAUGUUGUGUUUCACUGAUGGUGACAGUACAUAAAACGUGGAAGACAAAAUUAACUAGACUUUACUAGAUUCUCAUGGCCUGUUCCGUGCCGAUAGUCCGCCCAAAAUGAUGACGGAAAAUCGGAAACCCGUGGUUUUUCUAAAUAAUUGCCGAAAAAUGUUUGCAGUAACUAUUAAAUUUUGAACUCGACGUAGUUUUUAUUGGUUUUUCUAACGGAUAAUUUUUUGGGUGUAUUAUUCGUGAUAAUACAAUAAAAUCGUAAAGUUUGCAAGAA
Molecule: messenger RNA, 3307 nt
Organism: Temnothorax curvispinosus
Lineage: Eukaryota; Metazoa; Arthropoda; Insecta; Hymenoptera; Formicidae
Gene: Ocrl
Product: type II inositol 1,4,5-trisphosphate 5-phosphatase
Exons: 19
Coding region: 112-2715 (867 amino acids)
Biological process (GO): signal transduction; phosphatidylinositol dephosphorylation
Cellular component (GO): membrane
Molecular function (GO): inositol phosphate phosphatase activity; phosphatidylinositol-4,5-bisphosphate 5-phosphatase activity
Source: RefSeq, a predicted model, not a curated record